ACACACCUUUCUGAAUGGACACGUGGUUCGAGUGGUGUAGGCCCAAUUCAAGACUGACCACUGACAGGUCACGUAUUGGUCUAAUAGUCGUGCAGGUGAUAUUGUAAUCAAGUGAAGGCAUAUUUAAGAUUACACGGUAGCAUUUAUUUUAGGUGGACCUGACUAAACAUAUCUGUUGUGGCAGUCGACAGACAUGAGGGGCUCUAGACGUGCAUGUGCAUUUUGUAGCCGUACUAUCUAUUAUCGCUGUUACAUUCUGUCUGUUGGCUGUCAGUGGCUGUCAAAUAUGUCGGGUGUUUGACGAUCUUCUCGGAUACACUUUCAUCGAAAAUUUCCUCUUUUGACUUCACCAAUGACUCAUUCAGGGAGAAUGCAUAUCUUCGAUUCAAGGAUAUAUGCGGAAUGGAGUAAAAUCAAGGAUGCAUGAGUUACAUUGGGGUACAUUCAAGGAUAUAUGAGGUGUACUGGAAUAUAUUCAAGGAAUAUAUGACGAAGUUCAAGGAUAUCCGAGGAGAAUUGAAGGAGAUUCGACGAUAUAUGAAAUUAGAGGAUAUAUACAGAAAAUCGAAAGACUCUCAAAGAAACGGGAGAAAUAGGAGAAAUGUUGAGAAUUUUUUUUAUAAAUGACGAAUAUAGGGUGGAGUUCAUGUAAGUAUGGUCAUGAACAGAAAUGAGUUGCUUCGUUUGGGACCAGCCAAUGAAACCGCAGACCUUCAAACCACGAGACGACGAGUUUGUCUUUAAAUUCUCUGUACUAAUUUGAUUGAGGUGUGGUUGGUGACAAGACUUGCCCUCUGUCGAACCCAGGUUAUUUUGGUCUGAUAGAGAAACCUGUGGCGUUCCUUGCUUAAAGAAAAUGAACAAACCGAGGGAGAAUCUUCUUCCCAUCAUUCAUCGGAGGAUGGGGAGAGCCAGGGACGAAAGAAGCAUGUCUGCUGCUGAAGCGGCCAUCUUGGAACAGAUUACUCAAAUCAGAUCUCGUAUCUCUGGGCGGAGAAAAUCAGUCCCACCUGAAGCGAAUGUCAAGCACACGCAGCAUGGCAAGCACGAGAGUAGGGAAAGAUGGCGACCAACUCUGGAGCCUGUCAAGGUCCGGGUGCAUCCAAGGUCCCGGUUCAAGCGCUACGUCCGACUGGCUCUCAUCUGUAUCCGGCUGUGUAACACGAGUUACCAGAGUGUGAAGGACUCAGGUGAUGAGUUCCUGUCAGUCAUCCAGGUGUCCCAAGACUUGACCACUAUCGACAGAGACGGUCUGUUCUUUGAUCCCAACGACUUCAAGGCAGAUACACAGGACCGUUUACCCCAGGAGGCAAAGAGAAUUCUUCAGAUGAAUCCGGAAGAACGAUCCCCCAGAGACAUACAAUACUUGGUGAUCGUCUUGAGCAAUAUCCCUGCAUUUGCAGAGUACCCCAGACGAAUGCAGCACAAACUGUGCACUGUGGGCUGGUAUGAAGCAUACGAACCCAAGCGAGCCAUUGUCCGAGAAGGUCACCCCCCUCACUCGUUCUACUUCCUUCUAUCAGGGACAGUUCUUGUCACAGCCUUCGAGAAUGGCGUUGCGCGGACCCUGGUCAGUCUGCGCACAGGCAUGUCUUUCGGGGAGUUGGCGGUCAUUACCCGGAGCCGUCGUCAAGCCACAGUCAGCACCCACACGCCCACAGAGCUGUUGUGUAUAUCAGCUAAAGAUUUUGAAGACAUAUUUAUGGCUGGUGGAAUGCAGAAUUUAAACGAUCCAGAUCACAACUCUUUCAUAAGGAGUGUUGGAUUUUUGCGUCACUGGCCAGUUGAAAUCCUGUCCGAGUGUCACCAGGCUUGUAUGUUUCAUUAUUUCAAUCGGGGACAAGUGCUUGUUCGAGACAGUAACAACUCCGACUGGAUAUACAUUGUCAAGUCGGGUAGUUUGUCCGUGUUGAAGAAGCUCCAGGCCGCACAACCAGAUGCCACAAGACACACGAAGGAACCAGAUGAAAGUGAUCAGCGUGUUAGUCGAUCCUUAGGGUCAUGGGACCGUCGUUUGCGGAAGCGAAGACCGAAACAUCCACAGCGCAUGUCCAUGACAGACCCGGAAGUGUAUAGGAGCCAGUUUGAAAUGGAGAAACGACUGGAACAAACCUUACCGGGAUUUCACAACACUAAGGACCGACUUGGUCUCAUAGACUAUGAUGCCGUCAUUCGUGAACAUCGUUCCCGUCUAAUACAACGACCUUCUGAGUCGACGUUGUUGCCAAAGAUAGAUGUUGCCGAGAAGCCGGAGAAGAGGCCCGGCCGGCGUGACAGCGUGACAGAUAGGCAACUACGCCUUCCACCUAUACACAACAAAGAUGGCGACGUUGAUGAUCACGGAAGAAGUCCGAAACCGGAAAUACGACCCGUCAGCAAAACUGCCAAGGGUGUAUACCUGGCCCCUAGCCCCGUUAGACCACGGCACCAGGUGGGGGAAGAUGGACGGACUUUAUCCGAGGUGUCCGAUACUCAGAAGGGACAGACAAGAGGGGAUAGGGUCAGCGAGGAGUUGGCUAAGAUGCAGAUCGAGUACCGGCGUAAGAUUAUGGAGCGGGAGGGCCGCAAGACGAUAGCGGAGGAGCUGGACAGCAAAGGACGGAGGGACUUCGUAUUCACUGAGGCUGACCUCAACCCCAUGUUCAUACUCGUCCAAGUGCUGGAGCGGGGGCAGUACUUCGGCGUGAGCAAUAUGGUCUACCCAGAGCAGCCAAGUCUGAGCCUCGUGAGCAAUGGCGCCGAGUGUAUAGUGUUGUCCAAGAAGUUCUUCCAGGAGAGAUCCAGCGAUGCUAACAUGCGACACGUCAGGCACACUGAAUGUCCAUUCCCAGACGAAGUUGAGCUUCAAAAGAAUCUGAAGGAUUACGUGAACUGGGAGGCCCACCGAGCCAAGAUCUACCGUCGCCUCGUCAGGCAAAAACAGAAGCAUCACGCCAAGAAGAAACAGUUUCUUCCACAGUAUGUUGGACAGUACAGCUUCAGAACGGGCCCUUUAUGAUGUUUUGUACUUUGCACUAGCCCAUAUUUAACGUUCAUGAAGAAGGCUUAGUGAUCGAACUUAUUGAACACCCAUCACCCGUGCAACGACAAAGAAAUGGAUCAUAAGAAACUAUAGUUCUUUCUGUAGCAAUUAAUGGAUGUUCAUCCCUGUAUACAUUCACGGACAUUAAUACACAACAAGAGGCACUUGCUUGCUUAUGUUGUCACUUGGGCCAUGAUUGGGCGAUGGACAUACGGCGGGAAUACAGUCUGUUCAAUGAUCAACAUCUGUCUUAUCUUUCUGGACACAUUUUCCAAAUCCUAUCAUGGCACAAGCUUCAAAGACAUCUGCGCCAAUGGUCCCUUUGCUACCCAAUACAGCAAGGCAAUGCUUGGUUUGUCAAUAAACCUUAUGAAAUGGGGGCAUUGCUUGUUAUCCCAUCAUAGAUUACCUGCUAAAAAUGUAUAACUCAAUACAGAGCAUCUUUGCCUCUGCUGAGGUAGUCAUAUUUUGGUACCUUCUACGUGAGGAGGUGACUUGGAUCGUUGCACUUUUGGGAUGCAUUUUCCAUAUUCCUUAUAUCAGAUAAUUUUUUGCGCUUCCAAAAGUGCUAUAUACACCUUUAGCCUUACUAGGGUUUAUAAUAUUAUAUGAAAUCAGAUAUUUGCUUCCACGAAAAACGUGAAUCUUGAAGCAUUUACUCAUUAUUGUGCGUAACUCAGGACUUUUUAUAUGUAUUUAUUUACACCAAGACAAAGGCUUCAAUGAAGCUGCCCUGUUGUCGACCUUCUUCGUGUUAAUUUCGUUUCCAUUGCAAAAUAAUAAGAUUCAUUGUGGUAAAACACUAAUGACUGUACUACUCGACUAAUGGAUAUCCAUAACCUCAUGUGGCGUAUCCAAACUAUAUUAGACAAGCUGGACAACAGUGUCCAGUAAUCUGCUACGCUAAUUACAAGCAGAGUGUCUAGAUACUGAUUACACCUUCACGUCGAGCGUGGGGAAAUGUACAUCCGUGUGAUUUCAAACAACCAUCGCAAAGGUGUUAUGUUGAUCUGCAGGAAUUAAUCAUUUGCAUAUUUAUACUCAUCCUGGUGUCAAGUUUUAACUGAAAGGGUAUUCUUGCAAUGGUUUUAGACUGUAAAAACCAUAUUCAACUAAUAGAUAAUUAACAUGAUUUUUAAUACAUUUGGAAAGGUUUGUUCGUGUCUUCAUAUCCGUUCACAAAAUAACAGAUCGCACUACGCAAUUCACUGUUCUUGUUAAGAAAUGUUAACUUUUGUUCUGUACAGCGAAGUUUCUGAAGAUGUUACACAUGUUACAGAGUCCUGUUUUCAUGUUAUCAUAUGCAUAUCUGUGAUACUGAUGCUAUGUCUGUGAUAAGAUAAAGUGCCAUUAAAAACUGUCUCUUUCAAAA
This is a messenger RNA of Haliotis rubra (blacklip abalone), 4394 nucleotides long. RefSeq lists its product as uncharacterized. The record is from RefSeq and is a predicted model, not a curated record. The coding region runs from base 857 to 2998 and encodes 713 amino acids. NCBI's taxonomy places the organism in Eukaryota, Metazoa, Mollusca, Gastropoda, Lepetellida, Haliotidae. The transcript is spliced from 19 exons.